CCAGCUUCAGUACCCCACCACCAUUAUCACUUCCCCUCAAGCUCUUUUAUUCCAUCAACCCAAACCCCAAACCCAGGCACGCCCCCACAUUCCCCUUCCCCUUCAUCAAUGUCCCUAAAUCCCCCCCUUUUCUUCCUCUUUUUCACCCUUAUUUUCCCUGUUUCCUUCACCAUUUCCAACCCAAACACUCCAAGCAUCCAACCCCUUCCUUUAUCAUCAUCAUCAUCAUCGCCGCCGGCAACGAUCCCUGCGUUUCCGGAACAAUCCAAUGUCGUCGGUUGUCCGCUGGACUUACCGGAGGAACUGUUCCACAGCAUAAAAAACGCUUGCGGCACCAAGAAAAACGAUGGGGUCACGGGGCAGCUCCACCGCAGCCGCUGCUGCCCUGUGCUCGCGGCUUGGCUUUACGCCGCUUACUCCUCCACCGCACUCGGCAGGGCGGAGAGAGUAGCACCGGCGGCGGUAUUGGGGCGUACUCCGUCGUAUGACAUGCCGUUGCUGCCGGAUGACUCGGGGACGUGCGUGGACGAUUUAGGGAAAGCUCUGAAACAGAGGGGGGUUGAGUUGGUUAAACCGAACGAGACGUGCGAUGCGGUGUACUGCUACUGUGGCAUCAGGCUUCACCCGUUCACCUGCCCCGAUGCUUUCUCGGUUGACCAAAAGGGUCACCUCGUUGGGGAUUACAAUGUGGAGAGAUUGGAAAGAAAUUGCAUAAGUAGCAGCAGCAAUGUUAAUGGAUUUCCUGGUCUUGGAGGAUGCAACAAGUGCUUGAAAACUCUCCAUUUGCUCAACAAGAAGACUACUUUGAAUUCAAGCAAGGCAGAGGAGAGGACCACCAAAAUGCGCAAUAAAGAUUGCCAGCUGAUGGGUCUCACGUGGCUCCUCGCAAAGAACCGAACUGCAUACAUCCGAACGGUUUCCGCCGUUCUCCGAGCGCUGAUGAUUAGCAAAGACGGUUCAAGCCCUUCUUCCUGCACUCUGAACAGCGACGGCAUGCCGCUUCCGGUCGAUUCUUCCGAAAUAUUCGAACAAUCCUCGUCGGUUACCCUCAACCUAUCCCGUCGUCUGGCCGUUUUAUCGCUUUGCUUUUUGCUUAUCUACCUUCUUGCAUUGUCACACACGUCUAGCUGAAGCAUUUGUAUGGCUUCCUGUUGUUGAUGUAAAAUUGUGUACUUGAGUUAGAUCUGUGAAAUUGAUGGGAUUUUCCAGUGA
Messenger RNA from Hibiscus syriacus, 1212 nucleotides. RefSeq lists its product as uncharacterized. The coding region runs from base 109 to 1131 and encodes 340 amino acids. NCBI's taxonomy places the organism in Eukaryota, Viridiplantae, Streptophyta, Magnoliopsida, Malvales, Malvaceae. The record is from RefSeq and is a predicted model, not a curated record. The transcript has 2 exons.